Passer montanus (Eurasian tree sparrow) is the source of this 5781-nucleotide messenger RNA. It is a transcript of the gene CPAMD8, whose product is annotated as C3 and PZP like alpha-2-macroglobulin domain containing 8. The coding region runs from base 98 to 5656 and encodes 1852 amino acids. The transcript has 43 exons. The record is from RefSeq and is a predicted model, not a curated record. Gene Ontology annotation, cellular component: extracellular region. NCBI's taxonomy places the organism in Eukaryota, Metazoa, Chordata, Aves, Passeriformes, Passeridae. Gene Ontology annotation, molecular function: protein binding; endopeptidase inhibitor activity.
CCGGGCGCGGGGCGGCGGAGCCUCGGGGCUGCGCUCGCCGGGAACAAAAGGCUCCUGCUGCCCGCGCAGCGCGCCGCGGCCCGGGCUCCGCGGCACCAUGUCCGGCUGCGAGCCCCGCCGCGCCCGGGCGCUGCUGCUGCUGCUCGCCCUCUGCAGCCUGAGCGCUGCCCAGCCCCGCCAGCGCCAGGGUUAUUUGAUUGCAGCACCUUCUGUUUUCCGCUCUGGGGUGGAGGAAGCCAUAAGUGUGACCAUCUUCAACUCUGUGAAGGAGACCACGGUGCAGAUCCAGCUGGUGGUGAAAGGAGAGACGGUGUCACGGAGCCACGGAACGGUCCUGGAUAAAGGAACAAUUAAGCUGAAGGUGCCUUCAGGGCUUCGUGGACAAGCACACCUGAAGGUUUGGGGCAACAGGCACCUGGCAGAGGAAGGGUACAUUUUCCACAACUACACCACGGUCACCAUCGACAGCAAGGGCUCCUCAGUGUUCAUCCAGACUGACAAACCUGUCUACAAACCCAAGCAGAAAGUGUUGAUAAAUCUCUUCAUGGUGACUUCUGACCUGAGGCCAGUCAAUGACAGGAUUGAAGCUUAUGUGGUGGAUCCUCGGGGCUCUCGCAUGAUAGAAUGGAAGAACUUGAAGCCAUUUUGUUGUGGCAUUGUCAAUAUGACUUUUCCCCUGUCUGAUCAGCCAGUGUUUGGGGAAUGGCUCAUCUUUGCUGAGAUGCAGGGGCACACUUACAACAAAUCCUUUGAGGUGCAGAAAUAUGUGUUGCCAAAGUUUGAGCUGCUGAUCGAUCCCCCUCGCUACAUCCGUGACCUGUCACUGUGUGAAAAAGGAACUGUCCAUGCCAGAUACACAUUUGGCAAACCAGUGACAGGGAAGCUAAUUGUCAAUAUGACUAUAAAUGGUGUUGGGUACUACAGACAUGAAGUGGGACACCCUGUCCUCAAGACCACCCAGAUCGACGGCUCUGCCGCCUUCGAGGUGUGUGUCAGGGACAUGAUGCCAGCAGAUGUCCCCGAGCACUUCCGAGGCACAGUCAACAUCUGGGCCACGGUGAUCAGCUCUGAUGGCAGCAAGCAGGUGACCUUUGAUGACUCCACACCUGUCCAGAAACAGCUGAUUGAUAUCAAGUACUCCAAGGACACCAGGAAACAGUUCAAACCUGGGCUGCCCUACAAGGGAAAGGUAGAGGUCACUUACCCCGAUGGGAGUCCAGCUGACAGAGUCACCAUCCGAAUUAAAGCUGAGCUCACACCAAAGGACAAUGUUUACACAAGUGAACUGGUCUCAAGGAAUGGCCUGGUGGAGUUUGAAAUCCCCUCCAUCCCCACAGCUGCCCAAUAUGUCUGGCUGGAGACCAAAGUGAUAGCAAUUGAUGGGAAGCCCUCUGGGGAUCAGUAUCUGCCCAACUACUUGUCCAUCAGCAGCUGGUACUCACCCAGCAAGUGCCACAUCCAGCUCCAGGCACCAGAUAAACCUUUCCAGGUGGGAGAGGAGGCCUGGAUUGCAGUGAAAUCCACCUGUCCUUGCAACUUCACUCUCCACUAUGAGGUGGCAUCACGAGGGAACAUUGUCCUGUCGGGGCUGCAGCCCAGCAAUGUCACCCAGCAGAGGAGCAAGAGAGCCACCAGCCCCUUGGAGAGGAACAUUGACCUCACACGCUUCCCAGAAACAGCACCUCCCAGCACUCCUGCAGCAGAGGUUGAGGUGUGUGUGACCUUCCUGAGGUUCUCAGUCGUUCACUCCAUGGCUCCCCUGGGCCGGCUCCUGGUGUACUACGUCAGGGAGAACGGAGAGGGGGUCACAGACAGCCUGCAGUUCACUGUCACCUCCUCCUUUGAGAACCAGGUUAGCGUGGCGCUCUCAGCCAACGAGACCAGGCCUGGUGAUGUUGUGAACAUCAAGGUCAGAGCUGCAAAAGGAAGCUGUGUCUGCAUGGCCACGGUGGACAAGAGUGUCUACCUGCUCAAGACAGGCUUCCAGCUGACAGCCAGCCAGGUGUUCCAGGAGCUUGCAGAGUAUGACGUGUCUGAUGCUUUUGGAGCUCCAAAGGAAGAAGGGCACUUCUGGUGGCCUGGCAUGUCCUCCCGCCGGCGCCGCAGGUCCUCUGUGUUCCCCUGGCACUGGGACAUCACCAAGGACGCUCGCUUCGCCUUCACAGAAACUGGCUUGGUGGUGAUGACUGACAUAGUCAGCCUGAACCACAGGCAGAAUGGAGGGAUGUACACAGAUGAGGCUGUCCCAGCCUUCCAGCCACACACUGGCACCUUGGUGGCCACCAUGCAUUCCAAAAUAGCACCAAGCAGAGCAGAGAAGAGGAAAAGAACCUUCUUCCCUGAGACGUGGAUUUGGCACUGCCUCAAUGUCAGCAGCAGCUCAGGGGAAGCCCAGCUGCAGGUGGAGGUGCCCGACUCCAUCACCACGUGGAUCACGGAGGCCGUGGCUCUGUCUGAGGAGAAGGGGCUGGGCAUUGCCAGCCAGACAGAGCUGAAGACAUUCAAACCCUUCUUCAUCGACUUCACCCUGCCCUACCACGUCAUCAGGGGAGAGCAGACCAAGAUCCCCCUCACUGUCUACAACUACCUGCCCCUGUGUGCAGAGGUCCACGUGAAGAUUUCUGUCCCAAAAGGCAUAAAGUUUGUUGGGCACCCUGGGAAGCACCACCUGACCAGGAAGAAGUGUGUGGCCCCUGGGGAAGCCAAGCCCACCUCCAUCGUCCUGGCCUUCAACGAGCUGGGCCUGAGCAACAUCACUGCAAAAGCUUUUGCCUAUGGUGGGACCAACUGCUGCCAGGAGGGGAUGCAGAGCCUGAAGAAUGGCAAACACUCUGAGGACUCUUACAUGGACAAAAGGAGCCCUGUGGGGGUGGAUUAUGUUCGCAGCAGUGUCAUUAUUGAGCCAGAGGGACUGUCCAGAGAAUACACCUACAGUGUGUUCUUCUGCCCAAAUGAGAAAAUACACAUUUCCACACCUAACAAAUAUGAGUACCAGUACAUGCAGAAGCCAGCCCAGAUGAGGCACUUUGACCUUGCUGUGAAGGCUCACAACGAUGCUCACCUGGCCCUGUCCUCGGGCCCCCACGACAUGGCAGAGAUGGCCGAGAUCGUCAUCGGGGGACAGCAGAACACCAAAACCUGGAUUUCUACCAGCAAAAUGGGAGAGCCAGUGGCCAGCAGGGACACGCCUGGCAUCCUCUCCUGGGAUGAAUUCCGCAGCUUCUGGAUCAGCUGGAAAAAUGGAGUUAUCCAGGUUGGCCACGGUACUCGGGUGCUAAACGAAUCUAUAAUUGUGGAGUGGACAGUCCCCAAACAGCUUGAGGUGAAGUACAUUGGCUUUUCCACAGGCUGGGGGUCAAUGGGAGAGUUUAAAAUUUGGAGAAAAGAAGAGACUGAUGAAAAUCACAAUGAAGCAUUUACUCUUGGAGUUCCCCACAACAUAAUUCCAGGAUCAGAAAGAGCUACGGCUUCAAUAAUAGGAGAUGUGAUGGGUCCUACCCUGAACAACCUGGACAACCUGCUGAGGUUGCCCUUUGGCUGUGGGGAGCAGAACAUGAUCCAUUUUGCUCCCAAUGUCUUUGUCCUGAAAUACCUGCAGAAAACCAAGCAGCUCAGCCACGAGGUGGAGGUUGAAGCUACAGAUUACCUCGUUCAAGGCUACCAGCGCCAGCUGACCUACAAGAGGCAGGAUGGCUCCUACAGUGCUUUUGGGGAGAGGGACUCCUCAGGGAGCAUGUGGUUAACAGCUUUUGUCCUCAAGUCCUUUGCUCAGUCCCGUGGGUUUAUUUUCAUUGACCCCAAAGAACUCACAGCUGCCAAAGACUGGAUCAUCCAGCACCAGAAAGAAGAUGGUUCUUUCCCUGCUAUGGGCAGGAUACUAAACAAGGACAUUCAGGGUGGGAUCCAUGGGAAGAUCUCCCUGACAGCUUAUGUGGUUGCAUCUCUUCUGGAAACAGGUGUCACUUCUGAGGAAGAAAGAACAGCUGUAGACAAAGCAAAACACUUCCUGGAGUCCAACCUGUACUCAGCAGAAGACCCCUACACCACAGCCCUGAGUGCCUACGCCCUGACCCUGCUGCACAGCCCCAGUGCAGCUGCCACGCUGCGCAGGAUGAACAGCAUGGCCAUCACCCAAGAUGGAUUUACACACUGGAGCCUCACGGGAACCCUUGUCACUGAUGAAGACACCUUCAUGGGGUUUAAUGAUGGACUCUCUCAAUCAGUUGUUUCUGCAGAGGUGGAAAUGACAUCUUAUGCCCUUCUGACCUACACACUCCUGGGAGACGUGGCCUCUGCACUCCCUGUGGUCAAGUGGCUCUCACAGCAGAGGAAUGCCCUGGGAGGAUUCUCAUCUACUCAGGACACCUGUGUGGCCCUGCAGGCUCUGGCUGAAUAUGCCAUCCUUUCUUAUGUUGGAGGAGUCAACCUGACCAUUUCCUUGGCUUCCACUAACCUGGACUACCAGGAGACCUUUGAGCUUAACAAGAUGAACAAAAAAGUCCUUCAGACUGCAGUGAUCCCCAGUAUUCCAACAGGGCUGUUUGUGAGUGCCAAGGGUGAAGGCUGCUGUCUGAUGCAGAUCGAUGUCACUUACAAUGUACCUGAUCCCAUAGCCAAGCCAGCCUUCCAGCUGCUGGUGACCCUGAAGGAGCCCAAGGCAGAGCAGCCCCUGCCAGCCCCAGCCCCGCUGCGCUUGGGCUCUGCCGCCGGGCGCCGCCCCGGAGCCCUGCACAGGGACAGGGCCCUGGGGGACGACGAGGACCCGGCCUCAGACCAGGACCACCGAGAGUACAAAGUCAUCCUGGAGACCUGCACGAGAUGGCUGCACUCUGGAUCCUCAAACAUGGCUGUGUUGGAAGUGCCUUUGUUCUCGGGGUUUCGGGCAGAUAUUGAGAGCCUGGAGCAGUUAUUGAUGAACAAGCAAAUUGGGUUAAAAAGAUAUGAAGUGGAUGGAAGAAAAGUCCUGUUUUAUUUUGAUGAGAUUCCCAGCCAGUGCAUGACCUGUGUGAAGUUCCAAGCUUUCAGAGAGCACAUAGUUGGGAAAACAGCCCCUGUUCCCAUCAAAGUGUACGAUUACUACGAGCCAGCUUUUGAAGCCACUCGUUUCUACAACGUGAGUGAGAACAGCCCCCUGGCCAGGGAGCUCUGUGAUGGCCCAACCUGCAAUGAGGUGGAAAGCUCAGCCAGCCAGUGGGUUGGCUUUGUCCACUCUGGCCCUUGCAACAACAUCUUUGGCUGCCUGGAGGACGAGUACUUCGAGCAGUGCCUGUGCUCGCGGGACUGCGGCUACGACGGCGAGCCCGUGUGUGGCUCUGAUGGCCACAUCUACCCCAACCACUGCCAGAUGGAGGUGGCAUCGUGCAGGAACAACACCAGGAUAGAGCAGAUGCCCAUGUCUCAGUGUGCUGCCUCCAAGAACCUGCCAGAAGAAAGGGAGACACACUCCCACACAGCUGAGCAGCCCAGUGUUCCCCAGACUCCAGCAGCUGAGGAGGGGCCCCCCCUGCACACAGACCUGUCCUACUACUCCUACGAGUACGACCCCGACGCCUUCGCCGUGGAGGGCGACGUGUUCGAGGUGGUGGCAGAGCUGAGCACGGCCAGCACCUUCAGGGAAGGGGACAGCAGCCAGGCUGAGGCCACCCCAGCAGAAUGAAAUACAUAAUUUAAAUAAAGAGAAGAGGCUCAGAAUCAACUCCUGUAUGAGUUUGCUCCUCCAGACGACCUGCUGCAGAACAGAAUCUGAAUGAUGACUACUUCCUGAUGCCCUCAGAACUGUAG